Molecule: messenger RNA, 1232 nt
Organism: Arabidopsis lyrata subsp. lyrata
Lineage: Eukaryota; Viridiplantae; Streptophyta; Magnoliopsida; Brassicales; Brassicaceae
Product: phosphopantothenate--cysteine ligase 1
Exons: 9
Coding region: 96-1049 (317 amino acids)
Biological process (GO): coenzyme A biosynthetic process
Cellular component (GO): nucleus; cytoplasm
Molecular function (GO): phosphopantothenate--cysteine ligase activity
Source: RefSeq, a predicted model, not a curated record
UCCGAGCCUUCUCUGAAAAAAGCCCAACCUUUGUUCGUUCUUCCUUGUUUCUUCGAUGUUCCGUGUCUGAUUCUGUUUUGCGAAAAGGAUUGAAAAUGAGUUCGAUCUCUGGAUUGGUGGAAGAUGAAAUCAGUUCGUUUUUCGAAUCGUCUCCACCUCUGAAGAACAAUGAAGAGAUCGUAGCCAAGCUGAAUCAGUUCAUUGAGCUGAAUCAUUCGUGUGAAGGAGGGAAGAGGAGGAUUGUAUGUGUGACUUCAGGUGGAACUACAGUUCCAUUGGAGCAACGAUGUGUAAGAUACAUUGAUAAUUUCAGCUCUGGUAAUAGAGGUGCUGCAUCUACUGAGAAUUUCGUCAAGGCUGGGUAUGCUGUGAUCUUUCUCUACAGGAGGGGAACUUGUCAACCGUAUUGCCGGUAUCUUCCUGAUGAUCCAUUCCUUGAAUGUUUUGAGUUUCCAGAUGCCAAAAACAUUCAAGUUCAUGGGUCACAUUCAGAAGCUGUGAAGAUGGCUGUUAUGGACCAGCAAGCUGCAGUUGCAGAAGGUCGGUUGCUAAAACUCCCAUUCUCAACCAUAUAUGAAUAUCUCCAGAUGUUGCGGUUGAUUGCAACGGUCUUAAAAGAUGUCGGUCCAUGUUCAAUGUUUUAUCUUGCUGCUGCUGUAUCUGACUUUUAUGUGCCAUGGAAGAGCAUGACAGAGCACAAAAUAGAAUCAGGAUCUGGUCCUUUGGACAUAAGACUAGCUCAAGUCCCUAAAAUGCUUUCAAUCUUGAGAUCAAAUUGGGCUCCAAAGGCUUUCUGCAUAUCGUUCAAGCUGGAGACAGACUCAAAGAUUUUGAUAGAGAAGGCUACAAAGGCUCUACAAAAAUACAAAGUGCACGCUGUUGUAGCAAAUGAGCUAUUAACGCGUAAGGAGGAGGUAGUGGUUGUUUCAAGUAGCGGUAAUGUUGUGGUGAGACGUGAUAACAACAAGCCUGAAUCCAUCGUAGAAGAUAAUCUGAUUCGUCUCAUCGUAGAUCGACAUUCAACAUACAUCAAAGAAUCUCACACUUGAUCCAUAAAUUCUUCUGAGUCAAGAAAAGUUCCAAGUGUUUGGUGUGGAUACGUGUAAUUGUGUAUGAGUGAUGAAUGACUUGGUCCAUAAAUUACUCUCACACUUUCUUAUGUUUUUUACAUGUUGGGAAUAUAUGAAUCCUAGAAAUAAAAUUUUCUUCUACUUGGAAAACUUUUCAACAAA